This is a messenger RNA of Aspergillus nomiae NRRL 13137, 1011 nucleotides long. RefSeq lists its product as uncharacterized. The record is from RefSeq and is a predicted model, not a curated record. The coding region runs from base 1 to 1011 and encodes 336 amino acids. NCBI's taxonomy places the organism in Eukaryota, Fungi, Ascomycota, Eurotiomycetes, Eurotiales, Aspergillaceae. The transcript has 4 exons.
AUGGAACCUUCAGUCAGCGACUUCAAGCUCGUCGGACUGGCGGCAGGUUUCACACUAGGGUUCGGUUUCCUCACAGUCUGGAAUGCAAUCAAGCAGACUUCAGAAAUUGAGAAGCCCUGGAAGAGCCCGUUCGUCAUCCUGAUUUGGAUUGAAAUCCUGUCUAAUGUGGUAAUCGGGGUAAUGGGAUGGCUUGUGCUGGAGGGAAUUGUACCUGUCAUUGCACCUGUACUGGCACUUCUACUAUUCUGCUGGGCGCUUGAAAUCCAAUGUUGUAUGCAAGUUAUCAUUAACCGCAUCUACAUUGUGGUGGAAAAGAAGAAGACCGCGAGAAGGGUCAAAUGGGGCACUGCUUGCCUCAUAACAGCCAUCAACAUUGCAGUGUUCUGUAUAUGGAUUCCUGCACAUAUGACUCCCCCAGUCAAUCAUACCUUUGUCCUCAUUAAUCGAUACUGGGACCCAAUUUCCAAAUUACUAAUAUGCAUCGUCGAUGCGUGUCUCAAUGUUUGGUUCCUACGCGUUGUGCGUGUGCGACUGGUCCGCCAAAACGGACUAAAAAAAUAUGGGCCCUUAGUUCGCUUCAACAUGCGAAUGAUGUUCAUUUCCGUAAUUAUGGACGCUAUGCUCAUUGGACUCAUGUUCCUGCCUAACCCAAUGGUGUACAUCCAGUUCCACCCGGUUACGUACGUGGUGAAGCUCAACAUUGAGUUGAGAAUGGCUUCCCUCAUCCGCAAGCUUGCGCGGGACAGCAACCUGAACAAUGAAAUCCAUGAGGCAUCAAUGAAUCUGCCGAACCGAUUUCACCCACAGGGUCACUACAUCAAGUGCGAUGAUGAGACGAUGGAAAAGAGGAAUUUGAGACAUAUGCAGUUUGUCCAGCUACGAAACCAGGGGUUCGAGAGCGAGGACAUGAAAAUCCUAAAGACAACCAGUGUUCGGGUUGUAAAAAGCCCGAGACCUUUUGUGCAGGACAAUCUGCCUCCGCUGCCACCUCUGCCCAAGGAUGGGCGAUGA